UUUGCUCCUUCUUCCGGGUUUCAUUCAGGCAACUCUGCUACAUGGCAGAGCUGUAGAAGUUUGGGGGUUUUGGGUUUUUUUGAGAGUGAUCGGAAGACAAUCGCAAACAUAUAUCAUGUAGGAACAUUUUAAUGAUACGACUGAGCCGUGUUAUCAGGCAAACCUUGACGCUGCGUUGACAGAGUAGGCGUGUGCUAGCAUAGCAUUCACACUGUGGGAGCAUGGCGGCGGUGGACAGCUUCCACUUGCUGUACAGGGAAAUUUCCCGAUCGUGCGGUUUUUACUUUGAGACACUGGCUGUGGUGGGUGCUCUGUACACGGCCAGCAGGGCUGUCAUCCUGCUCCGGGACUGCUGCGUGUUGGUCAGGGUGCAUUUCCUACCUAGGAUGAUCCCAAGUAGGAAGCUUACCCAAAGAUAUGGCGAUUGGGCUGUCAUUUACGGUGCAUCCGAGCCUGUGGCCCAGGCCUAUGCGGAGGAGCUGGCCAGGCAGGGCCUCAGCAUCAUUUUUGUCUCCCAGGACCUUACUGCCAUCGGAGACUUUGCCAGACAUCUCUCCCAGAUCUACAGCGUGGAAAUCCUCCUCGUCUGCGCCGACCUCUGCUGGGACGCGUCGGCCGGCAAGUCCAUCAAAGAAGCUCUGAGGGGUAAAGACGUCGGUUUCCUGGUCAACUGUGUGGACGAGUUGUGCACUUCGCCCCAGAGCCUGAUUGAGAUGCCUGAACAGAGACUGAUGGACGUGGUGGCGAGGAACCUGGCGGCCGCCACGCUGCUGACCCGCUUGGUGCUGCCGGGCAUGGUGGAGCGCAGUAAAGGAGCUGUGGUCAAUAUCUCCUCCGGCGCUUGCUGCCGGCCGCUACCUGGAAGAGUGACGCUCACCGCCUCCACUGGGUACUUGGAUCAUUUCUCCCGAGCUCUCCAUGUGGAGUACGGCGGCCGAGGGAUCUUUGCUCAAAGUCUGAUUCCAUUCCAGAUCGCCUCCAGUAAGCGUCAGCCGGCAUCGUCCACGGAGGGCUGGUUCGCGCCAACGCCGGAGGUCUACGCUCGCCACGCCAUCUCCACCCUGGGCGUGUCCAACAGAACCACAGGCUAUUGGCCGCACACGCUGCAGUAUGGGCUCAUGAGGUGCAUCCCAGAGUGGAUUUGGGUUCUGGGGUCACGAAUGUUCAUCGGUUGGAGUUAAAAUCAGGCUCCUCCUCCUCCUGCUUCCUGUAUUUUACCAAUGUAGAUUUGUGAUUGUUGGAAAUGUAUGCAUUGUGUUGAUGUACUGCUAACACCCCAUCAGUGUGAUACGUGACUGUGAUACGCAUCAAACACACACUUUUGAUCACAUCACAUCACUUACACGCCGAGGCAUCAACUGGAGUUUAUCCUACAACCCCCCCCCCUCCCCACACACACACACACCCCACACCCCACCCCACCAGCUGAGUGUUUGUGCACGUCCGCUGUCAUCAAUGCAAGUGAACAUGCUGUCCAAGGCCGUUAUUAACUUAUUCAAUGGAAUAAAGUAAAAACAAUA
This is a messenger RNA of Doryrhamphus excisus (bluestripe pipefish), 1520 nucleotides long. RefSeq names its product hydroxysteroid dehydrogenase like 1 (gene hsdl1). The record is from RefSeq and is a predicted model, not a curated record. NCBI's taxonomy places the organism in Eukaryota, Metazoa, Chordata, Actinopteri, Syngnathiformes, Syngnathidae. Gene Ontology annotation, cellular component: mitochondrion.